AUGUCAAUUCCUGGGGAUUCUGGGUAUCCGCCUCGUGGUGUGAAUCUCGCUGAAAACCAAACACCUGAGAUGCUUGGUGCGGCCAUUACCUUGAUGGUCAUUGGAACCCUGGCGGUUCUCCUGCGCAUCUAUAUACGUGUCAAGACAUCUCAGACAAAUUUCGGUCUUGAUGAUCUUCUGAUCUUUGCUGCAUUGUUCUUCGCUUACGGCUCCGGUAUAUGUGUGAUCAUCAGUGUUCAGUAUAAAAAUGGAUGGCACCAACAAUCGCUCACCGAUUCCGAAUUCAUCGCGCUCUGGAAGCUGCUUUUCGCUCAUAUGUUCAUUUAUUCGACCACGGUCACUUUGACCAAAUCGUCCAUCAUGAUGUUCUACCGUCGCAUUUUCAACCUUCAUCGGUCCCUGUACUUCGCCAUGGCUAUCAUCUUGGGUUACUUCUUCGCCGUGGUCAUCACCAUUGCCGUUGCGUGUCGUCCAGUGUCCUAUUUCUGGCACCAAUAUACCGAUCCGAUGGUUGAAGGGAAGUGUAUAGACGUUCCUGAAUUCUUCUUCAUCAAUGGCAUUGCUGCCGUCUUGAUUGAUGUGAUGAUUCUGUGUGUCCCGGCUCCGGUUAUUUGGAAACUACAAAUGCCCAAGACGCAGCGGGUGGCUGUCACCAGUAUUUUGCUGCUCGGUAGCUUUGUCUGUGUCGCCGGUAUUGUGCGCGUUGUUUUCUUGCACAAACACAUACGCUCUAACGACCCGUCCUGGACUAUCGCCCCGGUAUUUGUCUGGUCCUGUGUUGAGCCUUUCAUUGGAAUUCUCUGUGCCUGUCUACCUACCUUUUCGCCGCUAUUUCGCCGCUGGUGGACCGCCCUGGGGAUUAAAAGGUCGGCCACCAAGAAGAAGGAUGGAUAUUACGAAACAGGAGGCUCUCAGAUCCAUGGCUCAAAGGAUUCUAUGUCUGAAGAUCAGGAGAAUGAGUCUCAAGGGGAUGAGGUUCAACUGACCAGCUUCCCCGGCUGGCCAUUGAACUUCUGGCGUGGGAAAAAUAGCAGGGAUGAUGUGAGAUCGUCGAACUCGAGGAUUCAGAUCAAAGAGGAUAUUACAGUCUCUUGGACCUGA
Messenger RNA from Penicillium paradoxum, 1101 nucleotides. RefSeq lists its product as uncharacterized. The transcript has 4 exons. Bases 1 to 1101 code for a protein of 366 amino acids. NCBI's taxonomy places the organism in Eukaryota, Fungi, Ascomycota, Eurotiomycetes, Eurotiales, Aspergillaceae. The record is from RefSeq and is a predicted model, not a curated record.